Messenger RNA from Sparassis crispa, 390 nucleotides. RefSeq lists its product as hypothetical. The coding region runs from base 1 to 390 and encodes 129 amino acids. The transcript has a single exon. The record is from RefSeq and is a predicted model, not a curated record. NCBI's taxonomy places the organism in Eukaryota, Fungi, Basidiomycota, Agaricomycetes, Polyporales, Sparassidaceae.
AUGUCCUCCUCCCGUCCGAGGGUACGCGAAUGGCAGACGUGGCGGGGCGGGGCGACGUCGCGCGCGGAAUUCCGAUCGGAUAAGAAAGGUACGGUUCGUUCUGUACGCGAGAGUGGGAAGAAGCAGGCCGUUCCGACGAAGGCACAUCGUUUGGAUAAAGAGGUGGAGGACGAGCCGGAGGUGCAGUGGCGGACGAGUAUGGACACGGCUGGUAGGACGAAGGGGGAAGCGCUCGUGCUGGAUGAUAGCGGCGGCGGCGACGGUGAAAUGACAGGAGUCCUCGGAAGAGGAGAGACUUCAGUAGCUAAAGGGGGGAUUCGAGACGCUACGCCGCGAGCCUCAGUGGCGAAGUGCGAGCGGUGUAUAUGCAUGUAUCGCUUUAAGCUCUAG